This is a messenger RNA of Raphanus sativus (radish), 1061 nucleotides long. Its product is annotated as elongation of fatty acids protein 3-like. Lineage: Eukaryota; Viridiplantae; Streptophyta; Magnoliopsida; Brassicales; Brassicaceae. Gene Ontology annotation, cellular component: endoplasmic reticulum membrane. The record is from RefSeq and is a predicted model, not a curated record. Gene Ontology annotation, biological process: fatty acid elongation, polyunsaturated fatty acid; fatty acid elongation, saturated fatty acid; very long-chain fatty acid biosynthetic process. The transcript has a single exon. Gene Ontology annotation, molecular function: fatty acid elongase activity. The coding region runs from base 98 to 919 and encodes 273 amino acids.
AAAGUCUCUCUCUCUCCCAUAUACCUUCUAACUUCUCCGACAACCCCCAGUUCACAGACCGCCGCCGGAAAAAGGAGAGGCGACUUAGAUUCACGCAAUGGCAUCAUUUCACUCUACCCUCACAUACUGGUUCGUAAACCACCCCAACAUCGCCAAUUUCACGUGGAGGGAAGGUGAGACUCUUGGCUCCACCAUCUUCUUCGUGUCUGUUGUAGUCUCAGUCUAUCUCUCCUCCACGUUAAUACUCCGAUCUGCCAUCGGUUCACUCCCCGCGCUAGGUCCCAGAAUUCUCAAACCAAUCACUGCUCUCCACAGCCUCAUCCUCUGCAUUCUCUCUUUAAUCAUGGCUGUUGGUUGCACUCUCUCUAUCACCACAGAUCCGACAGCAAGUUUGUUCAACGCGAUCUGUUUCCCUGUCGAUGCGAAACCCAGCGGACCGCUUUUCUUCUGGGCACAAGUCUUCUAUCUCUCGAAGAUACUCGAGUUCGGAGACACAAUCCUCAUCAUACUCGGAAAAUCAGUCCAACGGUUGUCCUUCCUCCACGUGUACCACCACGCGACAGUUGUGGUCAUGUGCUUCCUCUGGCUCCGAACCCGACAGUCAAUGUUUCCCAUUGCCCUUGUGACGAACUCGACUGUCCAUGUAAUCAUGUACGGUUAUUACUUCCUAUGUGCUUUAGGAUCGAGACCUAAGUGGAAGAGGUUGGUGACGGAUUGUCAGAUCGUGCAGUUUGUUUUCAGCUUCGGGUUAUCCGGUUGGAUGCUCCGAGAGCAUUUGUUCGGGUCGGGUUGCUCCGGGAUUUGGGGAUGGUGUUUCAACGCUGCCUUUAAUGUUUCUCUUUUGGCUCUCUUCUUCGACUUCCAUUCCAAGAACUAUGCUAAAAAGACUAGCAGACAAGGAGACCGCAAAAGCGAUUAGUUUAGUGGUGUCUUGUCUUUCCAUUGUUUGAAAUUGUUUUAUGAAUAAGAUGUGCCAUAAGUCAUGAAAUGGAUUUGUUUUUCUGAUUCAUAGUUUGUAUGGAUCUUCUCUUUCUUUUAAGAAUUGAACACUGAUAUUAGCC